GAGGGACAAUCAUUUUUAGAGUUUACAGUUCUCACGGCUUUAACCAGAAAGUCGUCAUGUGAUGCAGUGGAAUGUUUCAGUGAGUCUCACGGAGCUCAAUCGAUGAAGACAAGGAACCGUUCUACCUGCUGCCUGCUGAAGCCAGCUGGUGGAUGGGACGUGAGAGCAGGUGUCUUUUCCCCAGCUGCUGAGCGCCUGCGGUACAUCCUAGGAGAAGAGGACGAUGGGCCAACUCCGACCCUGUUCACAGAGAUGGACACCCUGCAACAUGACGGAGAUGAGUUGGAAUGGAAGGAGUCUGCCAGAUGGGUGAAGUUUGAAGAGAAGGUUGAAGAAGGAGGGGAGAGAUGGAGCAAGCCUCAUGUCUCCACGUUAUCGCUGCACAGUCUGUUUGAGCUGCGGACAUGUCUGCAGACUGAAACUGUGCUGUUAGACUUGGACGGAUAUUCCUUACCACAGAUCAUAGAUGAUAUAAUUGACAAACAGAUUGAAGAUGGACUUAUUAAACCAGAUGUGCGGGAACAGAUUUCAUUCAUCCUCCUGAGAAAGCAUCGCCACCAAACCAAGAAGCCCAUCCAUCGUUCCCUGGUUGACAUCGGAAAGUCAUCCACAGCUUCGUCAGCUCGCAGCCCCAACCGAUCUGCUGGCAUUGGGGCAAGCUUUUAUCGUUCCACUGAAGACCUGGGAAUGAGGCAGUCUUCCGGUUAUGGACGGCUACGACACGCUCAAAGCCGGAGCAUGAAUGACAUCGCAGACACACCCAGCACCGACCAGCUCAAGAACAAAUUUAAGAAGAAGAUACCUCGCGAUUCCGAAGCCUCGAACAUCCUCGUGGGAGAAGUGGACUUCCUGGAAAAGCCUUUCGUCGCUUUCGUCCGUCUCCUGCAGCCAACAAUGCUGGGUGGACUGACCGAGGUGGCUGUGCCAACAAGGUUUAUCUUUAUUCUUUUGGGACCUCAAGGAAAAGGCAAAUCCUACAGUGAAAUUGGAAGAGCCAUGGCCACACUGAUGGUGGAUGAUCUGUUCAGCGACGUGGCUUACAAGGCGAGGGACAGAGACGACUUGAUCGCCGGCAUCGACGAAUUCCUCGACGAGGUAAUUGUUCUUCCUCCUGGUGAGUGGGACCCCAAGAUCAGGAUCGAGCCUCCCAAGAAAGUGACACCAGCCGAGAAAAGGAAGUCCAUCUACUCUCUCAGUGAGGCAGGGCAGAUGAAUGGAUCAGCGGGAUGCGGUGGAGUAAGUGAUGACGAGAACAUGCCUGCACCACACGAGCUCGGGGAAGAGCUGACCUGGACGGGAAGGUUCUGUGGAGGCCUACGGCUCGAUAUCAAGAGAAAGCUUCCUUGGCUGCCCAGUGACUUCUAUGAGGGUUUCCACAUCCAGUCCAUCUCCACCAUUCUCUUCAUCUACCUGGGCUGUAUUACCAACGCCAUCACCUUUGGUGGAUUACUGGGCGACGCGACCGACAAUUACCAGGGGGUGAUCGAAAGUUUCCUGGGCACUGCUUUUACCGGCGCCAUCUUCUGUCUCUUCGCUGGGCAGCCCCUCACCAUCCUGAGCAGCACGGGCCCCAUCCUCAUCUUUGAAAAGCUCCUGUUUGACUUCAGCAAAAGUAACGAUAUAGACUACCUAGAAUUUCGGCUCUGGAUUGGCCUCCAUUCUGCUUUUCAGUGCCUCCUCCUCGUUGCCACGGACGCCAGCUUCAUCAUUAAGUACAUCACGCGUUUUACGGAGGAGGGCUUCUCCAUGCUCAUCAGCUUCAUUUUCAUCUACGAUGCCAUUAAGAAGAUGAUCGGGGCCUUCAAGUACUACCCCAUCAACACCUGGUACAACCCGGACUAUGUGACAAUGUACAAGUGUGAGUGCGUGGCACCAGACAUAGUGAAUACAACCUUCUUCAAUGCUUCAGAUUCACUGGCUUUGAACAACACUAAUAUUUCUUUGUACAAUGUUGUCAAUACCACAGCCCUGGAUUGGAGUCAACUCAGCAAGAAAGAGUGCCUCAAGUAUGGUGGGAGUUUGGUUGGAAAAUCCUGCAAGUAUGUCCCAGACCUGGCCCUAAUGUCUUUCAUCCUCUUCUUCGGCACCUACUCUCUGACUGUGACCCUCAAAAAGUUCAAGUUUAGUCGCUAUUUUCCAACCAAGAUCCGAAGCCUGAUCACUGACUUUUCCACGGUCAUCUCCAUUCUUGUUUUCUGUGGAGUCGAUGCUGUGGUCGGACUGGAAACUCCCAAACUGCAUGUGCCCAACAAAAUCAAGCUGCGGAAGCUUAUCAGCGACUUUUCUAUCUUCACAUCUAUUCUGAUUUUUGUUGGGAUUGAUAUGCUUUUUGGGCUGAACACACCAAAACUCCAAGUGCCCACAGAGCUGAAGCCAACACGAGCAGACCGGGGGUGGUUUGUUAUCCCCUUCGGGAAAAAUCCAUGGUGGAUCUACCUGGCCAGUGCUCUUCCGGCCCUCCUUGUCACCAUCCUGAUCUUCAUGGACCAACAGAUCACAGGAGUGAUUGUGAACAGGAAGGAGCAUAAACUGAGGAAAGGAGCCGGUUACCAUCUGGAUCUAUUCUGGGUUGGUCUCCUGAUAGCGGUCUGCUCCUUCAUGGGCCUCCCGUGGUAUGUAGCAGCCACCGUCAUUUCCAUCGCACACAUUGACGGCUUAAAGAUGGAAACUGAAACGAGCGCACCUGGAGAGCAGCCACAGUUUCUUGGGGUCAGGGAGCAAAGGCUGACUGGUCUUGUUGUGUUCAUUCUCACGGGCGUCUCUGUCUUCCUGGCUCCAAUUCUGAAGUACAUUCCAAUGGCAGUUCUAUACGGAGUCUUCCUUUAUAUGGGUGUGGCCUCUUUAAAUGGUAUUCAGUUCUGGGAUCGAUGCAAACUGUUCCUCAUGCCGUCCAAGCAUCAGCCUGACUACAUCUACCUUCGGCACGUCCCCCUUCGACGGGUCCACUUAUUCACCAUGGUACAGAUCAUCUGCUUGGCCAUCCUCUGGGUCCUAAAGUCGACUGUGGCCGCCAUCAUCUUCCCCAUUAUGAUCCUUGCACUCAUCCUCGUGCGAAAGAUGCUGGAUCUGGUCUUCUCCCAGCAUGACCUCGCUUGGUUAGACGACAUCCUACCGGAGAAAGACAAGAAGAAAGAAGAAGACAAGAAGAAAAAAAAGUUGAAGAGCAAAGACCAGGUUGGAGACGGCGUUGAUGAGGAGAAAGGUCCACCAAUUGGAGCUGUACAUGCUGAAGCAUCACCAAGCAACUCUGAUUCACUCGACCGCAGUAUAACUUUACACCUCAAGAUUUCCUGCCCAUCCUCUCCUGCUUUCAGCUACUCGCGGAAUGCCAUUUGCUCAGUUCCACAGUUUAAGAUAGAAAUGGAGUCUGAUUAUGAAGACGUAGACGCAGAAAAGGCUCGGAGAGACCAGGGCGGCGAAACUACUUUGUAGCUUGUUCAGCUGCGGCUUCAGCCUUGCAACAGGUCCCACUGGGGAGACUUUGCUAGCACCCGGACCUCGCGUACUGCUGACGAGCUGACAGCGUUUGCGUGCGUUAACCCUCCUGAGAACCGCACUUUGUCCAGAUCUGAGUGUUUUAUUGCAAGCGAAGACUUCAACGCAUCUGUGCCGUGCUUUCAAUGUGCUGUGUAAAAUAUGCUUCAAAGGACAAAGACAUUAUUAUUAAAAGUUUAGUAAACAACAGGUAGUGCCAAUCAGAUGAGAUUGCAACAUAUUACAAGACAUUCCAGGAAUUAGGAAGUUGCUUUGAAGCAAUUGUAAGUUCACUUUCGACAUUUAACGAUGUUAUAAAGUGGUUGAUCCAAGACUUAUGUAUAUGAAUCCUUUGCCAUCGUUUUGCCUAUCUUUCCUUCGUGGGUUCCGCACUGUUGAAAGCGGGUUUUGCUCUGUUCAUGUAUGCAGGGUUCAUUUGACGGUGAGAGCAACUUUCUGCUUUUACGAAAAUGUGUUUUUUGAAUUAUUUUGCACUUUGCGCAGGGUAGACAUAAGUUAGACAGUGUAAGAUGGGUAGCUGUUAACUAUUUGAUUGAUUUUAAUGUAAAAACUUUAAAAGUUCCUAGACUGUAGUUGUUUCAUUUGAUGUCGAUUCACAUUUAUUCCUAUUUAAGUGCUACAGAAGUGGAAAUACUUGAUCAAGAUUAUUGACAGAUUAAGAUUGCUCUACAAGAAAAUCAAACAUGUUUUUCUUUACUCUUUUUUAAUUUGUUUUGUAAUUGUUGUAUUUAAAAUAAUGUUGUUCUGCAAGAAGUACAAACUAGUGCAGCGAGCUUUCCUAAUUUUACCUUCAUGCUGAUACAAGCAUCUCAAACACUGAGGAAUCCAUUCAAAUAUUCUUACCAAUAGAUCUCAUUGCUUAGUUUUUAAUU
Mobula hypostoma (lesser devil ray) is the source of this 4367-nucleotide messenger RNA. Its product is annotated as electrogenic sodium bicarbonate cotransporter 4-like. Gene Ontology annotation, biological process: monoatomic anion transport; regulation of intracellular pH; transmembrane transport. NCBI's taxonomy places the organism in Eukaryota, Metazoa, Chordata, Chondrichthyes, Myliobatiformes, Myliobatidae. Gene Ontology annotation, cellular component: plasma membrane. The coding region runs from base 103 to 3432 and encodes 1109 amino acids. Gene Ontology annotation, molecular function: solute:inorganic anion antiporter activity; monoatomic anion transmembrane transporter activity; sodium:bicarbonate symporter activity. The transcript is spliced from 25 exons. The record is from RefSeq and is a predicted model, not a curated record.